AUGUCAGACUACAUUCCUUCGGAAAUCCUAGUGGAAAUCUUCAAACGACUUCCUGUGAAGUCAGUGCUUCAACUAAGAUCCGUUUCAAAACCAUGGAAAUCUUUGAUCGACAGCUCUGAGUUCAUUGCUGCCUAUGGCGCCCACCAAACUCAGCUACAGAGUCUACUUGUAACGUACAAGGAUCCAGAGAGCGAACAGCCUGACGAAACAUAUGCUUCAUUGGUUGAUGAUGAGACCUUCGUCCCACAAGAGAUCCGUCCGACACUUCCUUUGCUCGCUAAACUACUUAGGCCAUCACGCGUUAUCGGUAGCUCACAUGGAUUGGUCUGCUUGUCUGCUAAUGAUCCAUAUCAAAAUGAUCACAAACCUCUCGGAAGGAAGAUGGCUGUUCUUUGUAAUCCUUCAAUAAGAAAAUCAGUUGGUGUAACUGUGCAUCUGGCGAUAGAUAUGCCUAAAUCCUACGUUCUUGGUUUUGGAGUUUGUCCUAUUACUAGUGACCCUACGAUUCUUAAGAUUAAUGUUGGGGUUGUUGAGGUUUUUACAUUAAGGACACGUAGUUGGAGAGUUCUGUCUUACAAUCCGCAAAUUAAUUCUCUUAAAUUCCCACGGCGUCAGGUAGUUGUUGGUAGGUUUAUUUAUUUUGUUGCGUAUGUUGAGAAGGAGAAACCUCUUAUUGUGUCGUUUGAUAUGACUACUCAUGAAUUUAGAACGAAAGACAUACCUGACAGUUUUGCACGACAGCCUUGCCCAUAUUUUUCCAUCUCUAAGGUGUCCGAGGCUCUUGUUGUGCUUAAAUACAAUACUAUGGGGAUGGGAGAUUGGGCUGUAUGGAUCGUGGAUGAUGGUGUUCCAAAUUCAUGUACAAAGCUAUUCACCAUUAGCAAUGUACCACGUGCAAUAUGCUUGACUACAGUACUGGGAUUUACAGACAGGAGUGAACUUCUAAUUGAAAGGCAAGAUGACGUUGCUGGGUGGAGAAAGAGCUCGUUGUUUGUCUAUGAACCAUGCUCACAACACAUCGAUGAUAUUGGGAUUGAUGGAAUCCAAGGUUCAUUUUCUGUUGGUUACUACAUGGAAACCCUACUUCUGCUUGAUCAGCCGGAUUCUAGUGUUUAUGUUGAAAAUGGUGUUGGACCGAUGGAUUUCCGGUUGUGGAUCAAUUUGCUGCCCGACGAGGUCCUUGUAAUAAAAUAA
Molecule: messenger RNA, 1194 nt
Organism: Lactuca virosa
Lineage: Eukaryota; Viridiplantae; Streptophyta; Magnoliopsida; Asterales; Asteraceae
Source: the annotation of a GenBank genome assembly